CCCAUGUCUAUCGUACCUACGUGACCCGCGCCUGCCUGGAGUACAUUUCCCUUCCCUAUAUUACCCCGCGACUGCCCUCGAUAAGAAUUCCAUGGCAUCAUCUUGUCCACGUUGUCCACAUUGUCCACCUUGACUAGACAUCCAACGGCAAGACUUAACUCAAGAAAGUCUUGACGAGCCUUUCAACCCUACAAAUCGACCAUUCUUCCACGUCAACCAUGGCAUCAAAUCCUCCAGGAUCUUGUUGCUACAAGGGCGUCAAGCACGAGGGCGACCCUGUUGGCGAAUUUGUCACCAUUGGUGACUUUGAAGCAUACGUCAGCUGGCCAGAGAACAAGUCAACUGAACACGCCAUUCUGCUCAUUACCGAUGUCAUCGGCCACCGGUUCAACAAUGCUCAAUUGAUCGCUGACCAGUUUGCCGCCAAUGGCUACUUUGUCCUCACCCCAGACUUGUUCGACAAGGACCCCAUCCCCUUGAACCGACCGGGCGACUUUGACAUUAUGAAAUGGCUGUCGGGUGAAUAUCACCCGCAGAAGAAAGCCCAUCUUCCUCCUGUGGUCGACCCCAUCAUCGACGCAUGCAUUAUUGAGCUCCGCACCAAAUACAACGCAAAGAAAAUCGGUGCAGUGGGCUACUGCUUCGGAGGAAAAUACGUAGUGCGACAUCUCCGACCGGAUUCUGGCAAGAUUGACGUUGGAUACACGGCACAUCCCUCAUUUGUCGAUGCCGCUGAGCUCCGAGACAUCAAAGGCCCUCUCGCAAUUUCCGCCGCUGAGACCGACCAUAUUUUCCCUACCGAGAAACGUCAUGAAUCAGAGGUCAUCCUGAAAGAGGUUGGCUACCCCUACCAGAUCAAUCUGUAUUCUGGCGUUGAGCAUGGCUUCGCUGUGCGUGGGGAUUUGAAUAACCCUGUGGCCAAAUAUGCAAAGGAAAGCGCCUUCAUCCAGGCUUUGCAGUGGUUCGAAGAGCAUCUGAAGUAAGUGAGUUGGUCAGUCGUAAGUGAGAAUGGCAUAGGAGAGGAGGUGGCAUCUAAGACAGGUUGAGGACAAUGGUUCUAACGCCUCGACUCCGACCUAGGUCACCCAAGGAGAAAUCAAGACUCUGAAGCUAAAAGCUGGUAGGCGGGCAUCUCCUGUCUAGCAUAAAAAGGACCAAGAUGCCAUAGUUACAAAUGCAAAGGAACCUGCUUACGUGGGUUGCAG
Exophiala mesophila is the source of this 1205-nucleotide messenger RNA. RefSeq lists its product as hypothetical. Gene Ontology annotation, molecular function: hydrolase activity. Lineage: Eukaryota; Fungi; Ascomycota; Eurotiomycetes; Chaetothyriales; Herpotrichiellaceae. The coding region runs from base 219 to 983 and encodes 254 amino acids. The transcript is spliced from 3 exons. The record is from RefSeq and is a predicted model, not a curated record.